GUUGGACUGGACACCCGUGCAAGAAACUAGUAAACAGUAAGAUGGCAGUAAUGGUGUUGGGUUCUUUUUCUCUCCUUCACAUUCACAAUCACUUCCCUCCAAUCCACAAACACAAAAUUACUUCCUCUUCCUCUAAUACCCCAAAGUCACAGAAGAACCUCCUUACGAGGCGGAGGGCAAUAGCAUUUGGUCCAAGCCUAUUUGUUGCAGUUGCUUCUUCUUUAACUCACCUUGCACUUGCCCAACAGCAACAAGAAGACCCACUUGAGCAAGAAGAAGACAGAGUAGUGCAACUCUUCCAGGAAGCUUCACCAUCUGUUGUUUUUAUUAAAGACCUUGAAAUAGUUAGAAGCCCCAGGACCACUUCUGAUGAUGUCAAUCUUAUUGAGGAUGAAAAUGCAAAAGUUGAAGGGACAGGUUCAGGCUUCAUCUGGGAUAAGUUUGGUCACAUUGUCACUAAUUACCAUGUUGUAGCUAAAUUGGCAACAGAUGGGAGCGGGAUACAUCGUUUUCUGUAUUUACAGAUUUAUCUAGCGGACACAAGAGGCAAUGGCUUUUACAGAGAAGGAAAGAUUGUUGGUGUUGAUCCAGCAUAUGAUCUGGCCGUCCUUAAGGUUAGUGUUGAAGGGAUUGAAUUAAAGCCUGUUGCUGUUGGCACAUCUCAGAAUUUACAUGUGGGUCAAAGCUGCUUUGCCAUUGGAAAUCCUUACGGAUAUGAGAACACUCUGACAACAGGGGUAGUCAGUGGAUUAGGUAGGGAGAUACCCUCGCCAAAUGGAAGGGCCAUUCGAGGAGCAAUUCAAACAGAUGCUGACAUUAAUGCAGGUAAUUCAGGAGGGCCAUUAAUUGAUUCAUAUGGCCAUGUUAUCGGAGUCAAUACUGCAACUUUUACUCGCAAAGGGACAGGAGUAUCAUCAGGUGUUAACUUUGCAAUUCCAAUCGACACUGUUGUUCGAACUGUACCUUACCUCAUUGUGUAUGGAACAUCUUAUAAGGACAGGUUUUGAUCAUGUUUGUAAAUAAUAUGAAACAUGUACUUGGUUGGUCUUACAUCAAGCUUCGAAGGGUCGGGUUUUGGUCA
Quercus robur (English oak) is the source of this 1081-nucleotide messenger RNA. Its product is annotated as protease Do-like 5, chloroplastic. Gene Ontology annotation, molecular function: serine-type endopeptidase activity. NCBI's taxonomy places the organism in Eukaryota, Viridiplantae, Streptophyta, Magnoliopsida, Fagales, Fagaceae. Gene Ontology annotation, biological process: proteolysis. The record is from RefSeq and is a predicted model, not a curated record. The coding region runs from base 42 to 1007 and encodes 321 amino acids. The transcript has 8 exons.